Molecule: messenger RNA, 2324 nt
Organism: Zingiber officinale
Lineage: Eukaryota; Viridiplantae; Streptophyta; Magnoliopsida; Zingiberales; Zingiberaceae
Product: protein EMSY-LIKE 3-like
Exons: 10
Coding region: 625-1884 (419 amino acids)
Biological process (GO): defense response to fungus
Source: RefSeq, a predicted model, not a curated record
CUUAACACUUCUUUCAAGUUCCCUCCAUAAAUUGCGUUCGGGUCCGGCCGUUAACGAGAUCCCCUCCCUUCGAAAGCUCUUCUCGUCGUCUCCGAUCUCUCUCCCGCACUCGCCUUCUUCUCUCUCGAAUUUCCCAGAUUCCUCCGGUUCCGCUCGCGAAGUCGAUUCAAUUCGCUUCCUCAAGCUCGAUCCGGAUCGUUUCUUGCUUUCGCUCGAGUGGAAUCGACGUUGAAGAGGCGGAUCUGUCCCUUCCAUCGUCGCGAGUUGGAUCGAGGUGAAGGGAAAUUCCUCUCUCUUUGACAUCGACGGUAUCUCUGUCGGAAUUUUGGAGCAAAGGAUUUCCGGGAUGGAAUUCAAUCCUUCGGAUAGCAGUGGUUGUGAUAAUUUGUGGGAGAUCGCUCUUCUCCAGGGGGGAGCUAGGGUUUCUUGAACUCGAUAGCUGAUACGGUUGGUCCUAAAUCGGUCUUUGCAUCGUUUGAUAGUCGUCUUUGGUGAGAUGACAGAGUUGAUGAAGGAUGGAUUCAUGGUCCUGACGAUCCUGUGCUCUGUCUGACGUCCUUACAUUCGGAGGGAACUGAUGAUGAUCUUCCUCCACCCCAUCAGAAUAAGGGUAUCAGAGGACACAUGAUGACAGGUUACAAGAGGAACGUUGUUGGUGCUAUGCCCUAUUCCAGGAUGCAAAAUGAUAUGGAAAUCCAAAUACAUCAACUUGAGCAGGCAGCAUACAAUUCAAUUCUGCGAGCUUUUAAGGCUCAAUCUGAUGCCCUUACUUGGGAGAAAGAAAGUCUAAUAACUGAUCUACGAAAGGAGCUUAGAGUAUCAGGUGAGGAACAUAGAGAACUAUUAAGUAGGGUGAAUGUGGAUGACAUUAUUCAAAGAAUAAGGGAAUGGAGACGAGAAGGUGGGCUUCAGUCUGGGUUGUUUAAUAAUAUUCAAUUGGAUGGUCCUACUCCCAGUCCUAGCAUUUCAGCUUCUCAUAAGAGGCAACGUACUCAGGCUGCACCCUCAUUGUCUUUCGACGCACCAUCUCCUGGUUUGCACUUGCAGCCUUCAUCAUCAGCUGCAAAAAGGAGAACGGCAAUAGGUGCAAAGGGAAAGAAACCUAAGACAGUAAGUAUCAGGUCAAUAAAAUUUACUCGAUGCCAUUCUUCUGACAUUAUGCAAUUUAUCAUGCAUUCUAAUUCUCGUGUUGAAGUUACAUCCACAAUACAGAGUCAAGCAAUACCUAGUGCUGCUUCAACAAAAACUAUGCAGUAUCCUUCUGCAGGUCCUAGUGGAAGAGGCCAAGUUCCUGCAUGCAAGAAUUCUUCUGGUGCACCUGCUGUUAAUGAAGCAGCUAAAAAAAUUCCAUGUGACCCACUAAUUGGGCGAAAAGUCAUGACUCGGUGGCCUGAAGAUAAUAACUUCUACGAAGCUGUUAUCAUGGAAUACAAUCCAGUGGCAGGCUUGCAUGGUCUGAUUUAUGACGUUGGCACAGGGAAGGAGACAUAUGAAUGGGUCAAUCUUAAGGAGAUUCUUCCUGAAGAUAUAAGAUGGGAAGGUGGGGAUCCAGGUAUCAGCCAUCGUUCUGGUCAGAGCAUUAAGAAGCCCUCAGGCCGCACUCGUGCAGCUCCAGGAGCAGGGAGAGGAAGAAUAACCAGGAAGAAACAGGCGAAGAAAGAUUUUCCACCAUUCCAGAAUGGCAUCAACAAGAAGAGCCUCGACCACUUGGAGAUCUUCAACACCGAGAUGCUCAUAAGAGAAGUGGAGAAGGUUUUUGUUGCAAACCAUCCUGAUCCUGUUGCCAUGGAGAAGGCCAAGGCGUUGUUGAAAGAGCAUGAACAAUCGCUGAUCGAUGCAAUUGCGAGGCUGGCGGGUGCAUCUGAUGGCGAAAGUGGUAACUAGAAGGAGACGAACACCAGUUUUCACAUGGAGCAGGAUCAUGGAUGGAGAAACCAGCAACACCAAGCUAAUCUGAUGUCGAUGGCACAGGUCACAGGCGGUUUUUAGAGGACCUUACAAUGGUGACGACCACCACCUGGAGAUGCCAAAGACUAUGAUACUAACUUAUGAAAUCCUUGUGUCUAUAUUGCUUUAUACUCGGUUGACAUACAGUGGCAAAGGAACACGGCAGCAGCCCAAGGAUUGGAAGCUGAAAUUACAAGCAAAUGCAGCUUAACAACUCACUGGUCGGUACCUUGAAAAUGCUCAGGUGAAGGGUCCAAUUCUCGGUACUUGUACGCAUUCUUCCUGACAUUUGAAUGCAUUAUUGCAAUUACAAACAAUGCAAUUACAAACAAAGAGUUUUGCUAAAUGCAAUGGCCCAACAGAAGCCAUUAAGUGCA